AUGAACCCCUUCCCAGAUCUGAAUACUGCUGUGCCACAACGCCGGAGGGGAGAAAACUCUCCCCGAAGAGGAAGCAGAGGUGGAAGAAGAGGAGGCAGAGGUGGCCGUACUCCAGUUAGGCCAAAUCCACCAAGAAGUCUUCAUUUGGUGGAUGAAGAAACUGAUGAUGAAGAAGAAGAUCCUAACUUUGCAGCACCGGAGGCUCAAGCUCUAUCCUCCAGCUCCUCUGAGUCAUCAUCAAAGGACUCACCUCCCCCAGCAUCGACUCAGGGGGAGACAUCUCAGCCUAGCAUGGCAGCAGCAGCCUCUCAACAUCCUGUCUCUGAAGGUGUUGUUGCACCUGCUCCAGAAGAUGCUGCUGCACCCACUGUCUCAGCAAAUGUUCCUCAGAAUGCUGCCGAGGAUGCUGCUCCUUAUCAGGAUGAAGAAAUGCCUGAUUUUUCUGGGAUGUCAUCUGCAGAGCAUGUUGACAUUCCCACUGUUGAUGCUCAAGAUUUCACUACUACUGAAGAAGCACCCUCAGCUCCAAAUGAAGAUCCUCUGGAAACUCUGGCAGAGGCAGCUGUUCAAGUGGAUGCACCACCUUCCCAGGCUGAAGAGGAAAAGAAAAGUGAUGACAAGUCAGACAGUGAUUCUUCCGAGGACUCAUCUCAGAUGGAAGAAGAUGCUGCUCCACCUGUUGCAUCACCUGAGCCAGCAUACAUCCCAGAUGAACUUGAAGACUCAGAAGAAGAGGAAUCCUCUGAGGAAGAAGAGCUAGACUUGGAUGUGAAGGAUCUGUCAACUCCUAUUGAGCUUACUCACUCCCUAGUUCAGAUCACCUUUCAUCAGUCCAUGGUGAAGAUGCUACAGAAAGCUCUUUCUGAUCAAAAAGGGGGAGAACAAGCUAGUUUGGAUGCCAGAGGCAGAGCGCAUGGAGUUAAUGAAGAAGGAGAAAAAAAUGAUGGUGAAGCUCAAGGAGCAGAGGAAAGCAGUGGAUCCAGUGCUAGUGAUGGAGGAACAGCAGCUGAUACUGAGGAGACUUUGGAUAUUCUGCUCUAA
Erythranthe guttata (spotted monkey flower) is the source of this 1041-nucleotide messenger RNA. NCBI's taxonomy places the organism in Eukaryota, Viridiplantae, Streptophyta, Magnoliopsida, Lamiales, Phrymaceae. The record is from RefSeq and is a predicted model, not a curated record.